UUUUCAGUACCCACUGUUCAUUUUUUUUUAAAAUUUGGGUUUUCUUUCUUGUUUCCAACUACAACUUUUGAGUGUGAGAUUUUGAGAAAAAAAGAGAUUUUUUAAUUUUUUUUGUAAGUGUUCAAGUAUGUGGACUUAAAAUUAGUGUUUUUUUUUCUUGAUGAUGGGUACGGGGAAGAAUGAGAACGUUGGAUUUAGUAGUAGCUAUGAUUAUUCAUUCAAGAUUCUGCUUGUUGGAGAUUCUGGGGUUGGAAAAAGUAGUCUUCUUCUCACUUUUAUUUCACACCAUCCUCCUCAAGAUCUUUCUCCAACUGUUGGUGUGGACUUCAAAAUCAGGAUGCUAACAGUUGGCGGCAAGAGGUUGAAAUUAACCAUUUGGGAUACAGCUGGACAAGAGAGGUUUGGUGCAUUAACAAGCUCAUACUAUCGAGGGGCUCACGGGAUAAUACUAGUGUAUGAUGUAACAAGGCGAGAGACCUUUACAAACUUAUCAGAAACUUGGGCGAAGGAUAUUAAGUCUUACUCCACGAAUCCCGAGUGUAUCAAGAUGCUAGUUGGGAACAAAGUUGAUAGGGAUAGUGAAAGAGCUGUAACUAGAGAAGAAGGCCUGGCAUUUGCAAAGGAGCACAAUUGUUUAUUUCUUGAAUGUAGUGCUAAGACAAGAGAAAAUGUGCAGCUGUGUUUUAAAGAUCUCACACUGAGGAUGCUGGAUGUACCAAGUCUACUGGAGAAAGGUUCUGCAGUAGUGAAAAAACAAAUUUUGAAACAGAAAGAAGUGCACAAGUCUCAACGUAGCGGAAACUGUUGCUCCUAGUUGAAACACUUGUUACACUAAACUGCAACUGUGAGUAAAUCUUGUAAAUGAGCAAUGCUCGUUACAAGGGUGUGCUGUCAGACAACGACAAGUUCAUCGUUCGAUCUAGUGAACGUGCUGUUCUUUUUUUUUUUCCGCUGGCUGGCCGUGGCUAGAUUUUGUUCAUGUAUGUAGAUGUAAAGUUUUUCUUUUCAUUUGUUAAAUCUUUUACAAGAAUGGUGUCAUAAUAGUGCUUCUAUAUCUCACGGGGAGAUGUAGAAGUUUUGUAUCAAAAACAAUUUUGUGGCUUAUAGAAAGUUUUUCAAUAUAAAAUGUACAAUAUCAACAUCUCUUGGAGAGGUGUGAUCAAAACAAUUUUUGGCUUAUACAGACUUGUUUAAGGGAAAAUAAAUUGUAUCAAGUUCCCUCUUA
This is a messenger RNA of Solanum dulcamara, 1225 nucleotides long. RefSeq names its product ras-related protein RABC2a-like. The coding region runs from base 161 to 814 and encodes 217 amino acids. The record is from RefSeq and is a predicted model, not a curated record. Gene Ontology annotation, molecular function: GTPase activity; GTP binding. Lineage: Eukaryota; Viridiplantae; Streptophyta; Magnoliopsida; Solanales; Solanaceae. The transcript is spliced from 6 exons.